UACGUCUAAUAUCCUGCUACUCCAAUAAUGCAGUUAGGUACACAAAAAUCAUUUCUCCACUCACCCAGAAACACCAAAUUCAUAAUAAUUUCAAUUUUACACCGCCCAAAAAAAACCAAAUUCCUGAUAAUUUCAAGUCUACGCCGCCCCAAUCAUCUCCUCUCCGCCACCACCACCACCGCCACCAUGGGUUGUGCACAAUCAAAAAUAGAAAACGAAGAAGCAGUAACCCGUUGUAAAGAAAGAAAACAAUUCCUCAAAGAAGCUGUCAAGAAUCGGAACUACUUCGCUGCAACACACUCUGCAUAUAUCGUCUCUCUCAGGCAUACUGGUGCUGCUCUAAGUGAUUAUGGUGAAGGUGAAGUUGAUGCUUUUCACCGUGAUACUUUACUUCCAUCUUCAUCUGCUUUACCGGCAGCCCCUCGUGAUAUUCUUCCACCGCCACCACCCCCGUUGCCCAAUUUCGGUCCACCAAAACCCCUUCAAAGAGCUGCAACUAUGCCUGAAUUUUCAAUCCCUAAACCUGACCUGAAACCCACUACCAGUGAUACAAUUGAGGAAGAAGAAAUUGAUGUAGAGGAUGAAGAUGAUGAUGAUAGGAACGGUCUUUCUCAUCGUAGACGAAGCCGGAAGAUUGUUAAUGAAGAAGUUGAAGAAGAACCACCACCUCGUCCCCGGGAACCGUCGAGAAACCCAGUCCCUCCACCACCGGAAUCGAGUAAUACAACUUCGGUAAUGGACUAUCUUUUUGCUCCUAUUCAAGAUAUGCCCAUGUCUUCUUUAAGUGAAGUUGAUGAAAUUCAGUCAUUUAAAGAUGAUAGUAGAGAUGGUAGAAGUAAUUAUGAUAAUGGGUUCAAGAAAUCGAAUGAAAUUCGUGUUGAUAGUAGUAGUAGUGAUGCUGGAAAUGCUAGUACUAGUAGCAGUACAAUUGAGGUUCAAGUACCAGCUGAGAAGGAAAUUGAAGUGAAACCAGUGAAAAAGACUAAGCAAUAUGUACACUCAAGUUCUAUGGAUGUAGAGGGCAAUAGAAGUGGGAAAGUGCUUAAUAUGAUGGAUUUACUAAAGGAACUCGAUAACCAUUUUCUUAGUGCCUCUCAAAGUGCUGCUGAGGUCUCAAAGAUGCUGGAAGCGAAUCGAUUGCACUUCCACUCUAAUUAUGCUGAUAAUCGAGGGCACAUAGAUCAUUCCAAAAGGGUUAUGCAGGUUAUUACUUGGAACAAGUCUUUUCGGGGUUCACAAUAUGCAAAUGAUGAAAAAGAUGAAAAAGAUGAGGAUGAGACAGAUAAAACUCUGGCAAGUGUGUUGGAUAAAAUUUUGGCGUGGGAAAAGAAGCUAUAUGAUGAAAUAAAGGUAGGAGAAGUAAUGAAAUUUGACUAUCAAAAAAAGGUUGCUUUGCUAAAUAGACAGAAGAGCCGUAACACAAGUGAUUUGUCGUUAGAGAAAACAAAAGCAGCAGUAAGUCAUCUUCAUACAAGAUAUAUAAUCGACAUGCAAUCCUUGGAUUCGACUGUAUCAGAGAUAGACACUUUGCGCGACGAACACUUAUAUCCAAAGCUCGUAUCCCUUGUUGAUGGGAUGGCGAAAAUGUGGGAAACCAUGAAUCAACAUCACAGAAUUCAGUUGAAGAUUGUCACAGACGUGAAAUUCCUUGAUACCUCCAAUGCCCCUUUAGAAACCUCCGAUAAACACCAUCAAUGUACCGUGCAGCUCCAUGAUGUCGUGGAAGACUGGUAUGUACAAUUGAAAGCGGUCAUGAGCCAUAAGAAAGCAUUUGUCAAAGCCUUGAACAGCUGGUUGAAACUGAAUCUCAUCCCUGUAGACAGCAGCUUGAAAGAGCAAGUUUCAUCUCCACCUAAGGGUCGUCCGCCAGUCCAGUCUCUCCUGCUUGCUUGGCAAGAAUACCUAGAGAAGAUUCCAGAUGAGCUAGGCAGAAGUGCGAUAUCUAGUUUCGCUCACGUCAUGAAAAACAUAGUGAUGCAUCAAAAAGAUGAAAUAAAACUGAGGAUGACUUGUGAAGAUACCCGUAGGGAAUUAUUUCGGAAAACCCGGGCAUUCGAGGAUUGGUACAAUAGGAACAAAGAUAUAGAGAGACCUGAAGAUGCAAAUCACAAGGACUCGAUUACAGCUAGGAAGAUUCAGGUGGAGCUUGUGAAAAACAGGUUAGAAGAGGAGGAGGCUGCUUAUCGAAAACAAUGCAAGCAGGUGAGGGACAAGUCAACAGUGAGCAUGAAGACUCACUUGCCUGAGCUUUUCCAGGCAAUGUCGAAUUUCACUAAUGCAACUGCUCUGAUGUACCAGAAAUUGCAGUCGAUUGCUCACUCACAAAAGAACCCUCAACGCACCUGAUUUUACUGAGUGUCAGAGAUUGCUGAACCCCAAUAGCAGCUGGUAUUUGGCCUCUUGGUUAAAAUAUGCAUGUAUGGAAGUUGUUUUUGUAUGUGGUGUAUAAGAAAAUUUGUAGAUUCCUGUCAAGUAAUUUUCGGUUUGUUUGGUAAGAACGUGCAAGCGGUGUCUGUGUGUGAUUGAUGUUUGUAAAUUUGUAUAAUUGUAGUCUAAUUGACAGUGAGUGUGUGCAGUAUGAUUUUGAUGAUUGCGAUGAAUUUAGGUUAAUGUACAGGAAGGCCAGGUUUAUUUUCUCUUCUUUGGAAGAAUUUUUGAUGAA
Molecule: messenger RNA, 2662 nt
Organism: Papaver somniferum (opium poppy)
Lineage: Eukaryota; Viridiplantae; Streptophyta; Magnoliopsida; Ranunculales; Papaveraceae
Product: nitrate regulatory gene2 protein-like
Exons: 4
Coding region: 28-2346 (772 amino acids)
Source: RefSeq, a predicted model, not a curated record